Molecule: messenger RNA, 1118 nt
Organism: Staurois parvus
Lineage: Eukaryota; Metazoa; Chordata; Amphibia; Anura; Ranidae
Source: the annotation of a GenBank genome assembly
AUAUGUUGUUGCGUGUUCUCUGACCACCAUGGUAUCAUUCUCUCUGCAGUCUAGAUGACAUGCUGCGUUGUGGUGUGAGCUACGCUGCACACAUGGUGGUGGUCGGGGAAGAGAGCUCAAUGAUCGCUGAGGAGGAUUAUAUGGCUGAUGCACGGACCAUUGUCAACGUACAGACCCUCUUCAGGCUUUUUCCAGGAUUAAACAUCAUUACAGAAUUGACGCAUCCAGCAAAUAUGAGGUUCAUGCAGUUCAAGGCCAAAGAUAAAUAUUCAGUGGUGCUGUCUAAGCUGGAGAAGAGGGAGCGUGAGCGGGGAUCUAAUCUGGUCUUCAUGUUCAGACUGCCGUUUGCUGCUGGAAAGGUCUUCAGUGUCAGCAUGCUGGAUACACUCCUAUACCAGUCUUUUGUUAAGGAUUAUAUGAUCUCCAUCACCCGUCUGUUACUGGGUCUGGAUUCAAUGCCGGGUUCUGGAUUCCUGUGCGCUCUGCAGGUGACAGAAGAGGACCUGUGGAUUCGUAGCUAUGGUCGGCUGUAUCAGAAGCUCUGCUCCACUACCGGGGACAUACCUAUCGGCAUCUUUCGGACUGAAACCCACAUGCUGCCAGUUUCAGAGUCACAGGUCUCUAUAAGUGUGGAGGACUAUGAAGACACAAGGGAGACUCGUUGGGGAGACACAAUCCAAAGCCGAGGCCCACACCGCAACUCCACCUCUAGCGAUCAGUCUGAUCACCCAUUACUGCGCCGGAAGAGUAUGCAAUGGGCUAGAAGGCUAAGUCGCAAAGGAGCAAAGCAGCCUGGGAAAUCAGCUUCUGAAAGGAUCAGCCAGCAGAGAAUGAGCCUCUACAGACGGUCAGAACGCCAGGAGCUCAAUGCAUUGGUGAAGACCAGGAUGAAGCAUCUGGGUCUCUCCACAGCAGAGUACAUGGACAUAAUGGAUACAGAUAAUUCACUAUCUUAUAUUCUUAUAAAUCCUCCUCCGGAUACCAAGCUGGAACUUAAUGAUGUUGUUUACCUGAUCCGUCCUGAUCCUCUGACCCUCGCUCCCGGCAAUGCCAGAAAGGCGAGCGUCACGCGUACUGAGGUCCCGGUUUAUGAUACCAAGGAUAGCACUCAUCUAUGA